Iphiclides podalirius (scarce swallowtail) is the source of this 822-nucleotide messenger RNA. NCBI's taxonomy places the organism in Eukaryota, Metazoa, Arthropoda, Insecta, Lepidoptera, Papilionidae. The record is from the annotation of a GenBank genome assembly.
AUGGUGAACGAUACUCAAAACGCGACGCAAAACACGUCGAGCGGGGAGCUCGGUGAGGUCUAUCAAGCACUCUGGCUGUUGGGGAUAUCUGUAUCGCUCCUCGGUCUCCUGUCGAAGGUAGCGCUGUUCGUCGCAAUACCGAAGUGCAGAAAAUUCGACGAGAAACUCUUGUUCCAGCUGACGCUGGCCAGGACCCUCAACACCGGCUGCGAGUACCACAUAAUGUGCGUUCCCUUCACCAGCACCGUGCUGAAGGAUAUCGUUUUCGCGACGUACAUCCAGACCGACUUAGUGCUGGUGCUGUGGAUGUUCGUCUUUUCGAAGAACCUUUACAACAAGGUGGUCCUGGUCUUCGCCGUGGACAAGCCGCGGCUAGCGUUGACCGCGGCUCUGAUAUGGACGGCGACGCUGCCGUUUGGCGCGCUGUGCCCGUUCCUCCUGAAGAUCCGUUGCUUCACUAUAUAUUACCAAGUGUACGCUCACCUCAAGCUGCUGAUAACACUGGUUAACGCCCUGAUCUUCGUCGAGAUCUUCAACGUCGCAAUCAAGAGGGGUAGCUCCACCGGCCGCAACGCCAGAGACCUGGUGAAGAGCUCGAUUGUAGCCUUCAUUCUCAUCUGCAUCACAAGCCUCCAAGUGCUCGUUACGGACAUACUUUCCUUCUACUACUACCAGUACAAGAUGCUCGUGAACCUCUUCUGCGUCGUCAACUCGUACCAGGUCGUAGCCAUAAGCGUCAUCUUCGUCAUACUAACCCAGAGCAAAACGAAGCAAUCCGUGUUCAAAUCCGUGUCGUUCAAACUAAGAGAGUUCGUGACGCCU